Plutella xylostella (diamondback moth) is the source of this 1324-nucleotide messenger RNA. The record is from RefSeq and is a predicted model, not a curated record. Lineage: Eukaryota; Metazoa; Arthropoda; Insecta; Lepidoptera; Plutellidae.
CGACCCUGUAUCAAUGUAUAUUCCUUAGUAUAUUGUAUUUUGCAUUCAUUGCAUUGUGCACAAGACUACUGUUGGUAAAUACCGGUAUGAAGUUAUUUCGUUGCACAUUAUUGGUUUGAUAAGCAAGACCUAAGUAGUCGAAUCUUCAAAAUGUUUUGCAGUCAAAAAUAUUUAUGGAUUACAAUGUUUGUAUUAUUUUUACAUUUUACUUAUCCUGUGGAGAGUCAAUACUACCAUUAUGAAGAAGAACAACCUUUUUUUCUAGAAAGUAUGAAUUAUUUUUUUAUGUUUUAUAUAGCAAACCUUUGUAAUUUCUGUAAAACAUUCGUUACGUUUCAUUUUAUUCUAUUUAGUACUGUAAUAUAAUUAUUAUGGUUAACUUAUGCCUCUGCCUACCCCGCAAGGGAGUACAUUAGUACAAGGCGUGACUGCAUGCUUUUUUUUUAACUUUUAGCGUACCUAUUAACGUACAUAUAUCGUAGUUAAUAUAACUUAAUCAUGAUCGCCAUAUAUAAUAGUAUAAUAUAAUAAUAUGAAUACCUAUGAAUCGUUAAUGCCCCUAAAUCCUUGGUACUUUUACCAAUGCCAUUAUAUUUUAUAAACUGUCAGAAAACCUCUAAUUUUCGUACGCAAAAUACCUAAAUUUAAUACUUAACCAACUUUUUUUCAGAUAUUCAACAUAUACAUCCCCGAACUUACAUAUUCAGGUCAGGACCGUCUAAAAAGUACCAAGAUGGAGUGUUGGUUGAAGGCUUUCACUCCACUAUGUUGGUGGUCAAGCUGAUCACUUCAACUGUGUACGAGCCUUAUGAACCGAUCGCGUAUAACAUCUUCAAGGCGCCACUUUAUACGAAAUCCUAUAGGUGGCUGGUUAGGCAUGUGGACUUAUGGAGCCACUUCCUAGCAAGACAAGGAGUCUACCCGAGCACGCACCAACUGCACGCCAACAGAUACUUGUAUAAUGACCGGAAACUACCGGGUUUUAUUAAGUCCCUACUUUUUUUUGUUAAUAAAAAAAGUUGGGAAGAAGAGGAGCUGGAUGAGCGAUUAUUCGCGACCGUCGCGAAGAAGUUUAUUGACACACCAAGAGAGCCUAGAGGAUAGGUUUAUCUUACAUAUUAUACAUAUUUACUUUUAUGUAAAAAUAGAUAAAUGUGUGCUAAGUACUUUUUCUGUAUUUCUUAAGUGAGAGUUUAUUCUCCUCCAAAGAGAGUCGCAAACCAAUCGCAAACUGUCGGGUUCCCCUCAUCUCGCCUAAUCUUUAUUGCCCUAAACUAAUUUCGCAUAACUCGUAAGGUCUAAACUUUUUUGGUAGAAUCAUCAC